UCUCAGAUUAAAGAAAACGUAGAUACUAUAUUUUAAAUCUAUGUUUCAAGUAAUCAAAUUUUGUCGAUCGCCACCUAUCCAUUACUGAAUUUUCAUACCCUUUUUGUCUUUCGACUGACUGGUUCAUUUCAUAUUGAAAUACCAAACAUCUAGUAAUUUUUUGCAUAAAAACUGCGCCUUGCAGAUUUUCCUUUGUCUCUUUUAGCUUUUCAUCAGAGGCAAAGCUGAUAUCUUAUUCAUGAACUCGUCACAUUUACGGGAUUGGAAAUCUUGGAGGUGACGCAGACACAAAAAAGAUAUGGACCAGGAUUUUUGGAGCAUUAUUAAGUUGAAUGAAUUUUCACCUGAAAGGGUAUUUUUGAAGAUGUAUUUGGUGGAGAGCAAAGCAGGGGCAAUAGCUUGUAUGCUAUUUUCUCUGUUAUUCUUGGGAACAUGGCCUGCUCUGCUUACUUUGCUUGAACGACGAGGUCGUCUUCCUCAACAUACUUAUCUUGAUUAUACUAUCACAAAUCUUUUGGCUGCUACUUUCAUUGCUUUUACUGUUGGUGAGAUUGGAAGGAGCACAAUGGACAAGCCAAAUUUUUUCACUCAGCUUUCUCAGGAGAAUUGGCCGAGUGUUCUGUUUGCAAUUGCUGGGGGAGUGGUCCUCAGUCUAGGGAACCUUUCAACACAAUAUGCUUGGGCUUAUGUUGGUUUGUCAGUCACUGAGGUUAUCACUGCAAGCAUUACGGUUGUUAUAGGAACGACCUUGAAUUACUACCUUGAUGACAAAAUUAACAAAGCUGAGAUUCUUUUUCCUGGCGUUGGAUGCUUCUUGAUUGCUGUUUGUCUAGGCUCUGCUGUUCAUGCAUCCAAUGCAGCUGAUAACAAAGCAAAACUUGAUUAUUUUGAAAAUGACUCUAAGAAUGGGGUUGGGAUAAAAGCUGUUGCUGACGUUAAACAAACAAAUACAAACACAGCUGAUAUGAAUGACUUGGAGAAUGGAGUUGCUUCUGAGGAGAAGGCAAAAGCUGGGACCGCGCUUUUCCUUAUAGAAGUUGAGAACAAAAGGGCAAUGAAGGUUUUUGGGAAGAGUACUUACAUUGGUCUGGCCAUUACCUUCUUUGCUGGAGCUUGUCUUUCUCUCUUUUCGCCAGCAUUCAACCUAGCAACAAAUGAUCAGUGGCAUGUUCUAAAACACGGGGUUCCACACUUGAGUGUCUAUACAGCAUUUUUCUACUUCUCGGUUUCUAGCUCUUUGAUUGCCACGAUUCUGAACUUCGUCUUCUUGUACCGCCCUGUACUAAAUGCACCCAAAUCGUCGCUGAAGUCUUAUGUGAACGAUUGGGAUGGUAGAGGUUGGGCACUUUUGGCGGGACUUUUGAGUGGAUUUGGAAAUGGUCUCCAAUUUAUGGGAGGUCAAGCAGCUGGAUAUGCAGCUGCAGAUGCUGUUCAGGCACUGCCUCUUGUGAGCACAUUUUGGGGAGUAAUAUUGUUUGGAGAGUACCGAAGAUCAUCAGGAAGAACGUAUACACUUCUUGGGGGAAUGUUGCUCAUGUUUAUAGCAGCAGUUGCAAUCCUCAUGGCAUCAGCAGGACAUCGCAAAUAGAACGGGGGACAAAUCGAAUAGUUUAAUGUUUCUGUACAUAUCACCUUACCGCUUCUUGUGAAUAGAAGCAAUUCCGGUCAAAGAACAUUCGUUAGAGUCAGUUAGAAUCUUCUUAGCUUAUUUCAGUUUCUGUUUACUAAAGAAAGAAACUGAAGAAAACCAUCCAAGUGAACUCUUGGAAGAAGG
This is a messenger RNA of Nicotiana tabacum (common tobacco), 1774 nucleotides long. RefSeq names its product ureide permease 1-like. Lineage: Eukaryota; Viridiplantae; Streptophyta; Magnoliopsida; Solanales; Solanaceae. Gene Ontology annotation, cellular component: membrane. The record is from RefSeq and is a predicted model, not a curated record. Gene Ontology annotation, biological process: nitrogen compound transport. Gene Ontology annotation, molecular function: uracil:monoatomic cation symporter activity; allantoin:proton symporter activity.